Molecule: messenger RNA, 835 nt
Organism: Macrobrachium nipponense
Lineage: Eukaryota; Metazoa; Arthropoda; Malacostraca; Decapoda; Palaemonidae
Product: hepatic lectin-like
Exons: 6
Coding region: 329-706 (125 amino acids)
Source: RefSeq, a predicted model, not a curated record
UAUCCUUUUUCAUCCUUCAGCUCAGCUCACAUGUGAAUUUAGUCAUGAUGAAGUUCUCGUUGAAAAUCUUGUAGCAAGAUCGGAUGCCAAUACCUGGAUCUUUAAUGCCACUACGACAACAACAACUCCAGCUGCAACUACUACAACUACUUCUGCAACCAUAACAACUACUCCAUCGACUUCUUCAACAACUACAGAUACAACUGCAACCACCACAACCCCCACUACUACUGAUACAACUACAACUACCACAACUUCAACUACUACAACUACAACCACCACGACCCCAACUACAACUAAAGCAAAAACUUGCUCAUCAUACUACGAUAUGUUUAAUGGUUCCUGCUACUACUUUCAUUAUAAUUGUAAUUGGAAUAAGGACUGGGUAACUGCACAAAGUAUGUGCAAAACAUAUGGCAGUGAGUUGGUCAAGAUAACAAGCCAAGGGGAGAAUGACUUCAUUAAAGGUAAAAUAGGUAACAGUGGCUUCUGGAUUGGACUGAAUGACAGAGCAACGGAAAACAGCUUUAAAUGGUCUGUGGACAACAGCACUAUUGGAGACAAUGGCAAUUAUUCAAGCUGGGCAGUCGGGCAACCAGACAAUAAUUAUGGACAAGACUGUGUUGUGAUAUAUUCGGACGGUAAAUGGGAUGAUGACGAAUGUUACUCGGAUCACUGCUACAUCUGCGAAAAACCAGCCUCUUAAGAUGGACUAACAACAUUGCCUCUGUAGGGACAGUUCUCUGCAACUUGCAUAGGUUGCAAUCUGCACUGCACAAGACAGGGUGUCAUGAACUGACCCUCAUAGAGGUAUAACUUAACAAAGGAGGGUAAC